Molecule: messenger RNA, 2919 nt
Organism: Leptosia nina
Lineage: Eukaryota; Metazoa; Arthropoda; Insecta; Lepidoptera; Pieridae
Source: the annotation of a GenBank genome assembly
AUGAAACGAUCUCGUCAUAGAUGGCUGGCAAUCUCUAUAUUUUGUGUAGCCGUUGCAGCCUUAUCGAGACUGCCCAGCACAUCGGCUGUGAGAGCCACAUCCCUCAUAUUCGCGAAAACCACCACCACAACUGCUGCACCAGAAGAAGAAGUCUCGGGGCCUGAUGAUGAAGCGCAGUUGGAAACGACGGCUGAGGAAGCUGAAAGCAAUACAACAUCCAAACUAUCCGGUAUUCCUCAAAUAGACUACAUCUACGACCCAAAUCUUCCCAGGGAAUUAAAUGGAUACAAUCUAUCGGAAUACCCCUUCUAUGAGACUGUACCCCCUCCGGAGACUAUGGACUUCAAGUGUGACGGUCUACACGAUGGCUUCUAUGCGUCUGUACCUCACAAAUGUCAGGUCUACCACCACUGCUUAUUCGGUACGAGGUACGACUUCCUCUGCGCCAACUACACAGCAUUUGACCAGAAGACGUUUAUCUGCCAUUUCGUAUCGGAAGUAGAUUGCAAAAAUUCACCGAAAUAUUUUAAUAGAAAUGAAGCUCUGUACAAAGCCGCUUCCACCGAACCGCCACCACCUCCCCCCACCACAACAACUACCACAACCACCACAGUGCGUCCUCCUCGACCACCGCGGAGGAGGCCCCAUCAUCGAUAUGACUAUUAUGAUGAUGAUGAGUACUAUUACUCUAGGGAUAGAGAUGAAUACGACUAUGAAGAAAGAGGUGGAAGACGGACGAGACCAAGGCCCGGGCGACCAGGCAAAAGGCGACCUCAUGAUGACUACGAUGACAGAUAUGAAACUCGAUCGAGACCCCGCGAUGAGAUCGAAGACGAUUACGACGAUCGAAGACCAUAUGAAAGACCGAGAGGGAAAAGGCCCGACUACAGAAGGCCUUAUGAUGAUGAUGAACGAAGACCAUAUAAAAGUGGGCGACGUCCGCUAAAACCCAGAGAUAAAGAAGAUGAUCGAUACAGAUCUGACGACGAGGAAAGAUCGAGGGGCGGGAGACCCAAACGCCCAAGAGACGAAUUCAGGCCCAGGGAUGAAGUUAGAGAUGACAAAUUAAAUAGAAAUAGGGAUGAUGACAUAAGGGAUGAGAUGGACUCUAGAGAUGAAAUAAGACCGAGAGAUGAAAUAAGGCCACGUGGCGAAAAUAGAGGAAGAGAUGAAAUAAAACCUCGUGAUGAAAUAAGACCACGAGAGGAAAGUAGACCAAAAGAUACUAAUUCUAGAGAUGAAAUAAGACCCAGAGAGGAGUUUAGAUCUAGGGAUGAAAAGAGGCCAAAGGAUGACCGACGCCCUGUAGAUGAAAGUCGUGAUAAAAUUAGAGAUAAACCUUCAAACGAAGGACGCAGACUUUAUGACAGACCAUACAGAGGCAAGGAAGACAGGCCAUCUUCAAAACCAGAGAGAAAUUAUGACACCGAUGACCGACAAGAAGAAAAGAGGCCGCCGCCAACCGCUCCUGAAACACCUCUAGUCAAACCAAAUGGACACGGUAUAUUUAGUCAGCCGAGAAUGCCACCGAAAAUAAAACGGCCGGUUCCAUUAAAUGAAAAAGAUAAAUACGAAUAUGUUACAAUAUCCACAACAAAAGCCCCACCCAAAUUGGAAGAUGAAUAUUACGAUGACUAUGAAGAAGACGACGUCAGCAGGCCAAUGCCGUCUGCUAAAACUAGCACAGUGCAACAGCGCCCGAAACCAGAGCCACUUGAAAGAGAAAAGUUCAAACCCCGACCGACGGGACCAGGUAGCCUUAAAAAAAAGACAAAACGGCCUAUUGACUAUGAUGACGAAGAAUAUUAUUAUGAACCUCCAACAAAAGCAGCUAAGUACACAUACUCACAAAGAGGAAAUGACAAAUCAAAAGGAAAAGACGAUGAUUAUUAUUACGAUGAGGAGAAGGAAAGGACAAACGAUAGGACCAAAGAUGAAAUAGCUGAAAAAGUGAGAGAUGUAAAAACUAAUGUGAAAGUGGUUAAACGUCCUUUUUUACCGUCUAGGGGUGGAAGUCCCUACCUACCGCGAGGAUUACAGCCGGUAGGUGGAAAGAACUUAAACUCACCACCAAGCACCACCCCUAAACCUACUUCCACUUCUUCUACAACUACCACUACUACCACUACCACGACUACUACUACUACUACUACACCUAAACCGACAACGACAAUCCCUAUAACAACAACUCAUCUCACCACAACUUUAGCUACAGAACAACCGACAUCCCCCGCAAUAGAGGAGGAAUACGAGUAUUACGACGAAGAAGAUAUUGAAUAUGAGAACAACAAGAAAGAGUCAAAACCGACUACAACAGAAUUCAAAACCGACCCACCCACAACGACCCAGCUUAGAAUUGAACCACCGACGACGACACCAGAAAACAAAGUGAAAGAUUUAGCGUCAAAAGUGUUGAGAACGUUCAACGACAACUACGAGGCAAUAAAAGAGCAACUAGAAUCCACAUUGAAACCCGGAGCGUACUUGAAGCCGUACUACCCCCAGCCGGAGAAACCGAAAGUGGAACCGCAACCGGAAAUAUCGAAGCCGUAUACGGCGACCGGUAAGCCCUUGAGAAUCCCGGAGGUUUCGAUCAAGCAGAACCUAGCGGAUUCCGUGGAGAAUGAAUACGACGAGAGAUACAACGAGGCGCUAGCUCCGAAUAUAAGGGUACCGAGCGGAUUCAUCGUUCCUACGAAUAGAGAUUAUACGUUCAGUAGAUUUAGGAAUAGCCUACCAGCGGAGCCGCAGUACGCGGCGUCAGAACUGUCGCAGUACCAGAUCAGAAAGCGGCCGCAGAUAUCCGGGGUCAGUCUCCGAACCCCGACGUCUUAUUAUCUGAAACCCCAAGUGAGCUACGAGGGCCUGACGAGACCGGCUCGACAUCUGGUGUAUAGGAAGAUCGGUGAUUUCUUUUAG